UAGAUUAAGAGAAUAAUUAAUAUUCAAGGGAAGAAGUUAAGAAAAUAACUCACAACUUUAAUAAUCAACAAGCUUCAAGAGCAACACCAAGAAAAGGAAGUUUAGCUCCUCAUUUGGAGACUAAACAUGCUAUAAAAAUAUAAAAGAAAUACUAUUCUAAACUGAGCUUAAGAGUAUGGAAGAAGGGAUGAUGAAAGGUGAAGGAAAAUGAGGCUAUUUAUAGGUAUUCUCAACACCCUGGGGCAUUUACCCGACCGGGUCAAGUGCCCACCCGACCGGGUAAAUGUCAAAAUCAAAUAUUUCCCACGUUCUGGCGAUCUUCGGCAUGUUCUGGUGUUCCGGGUCACAUCUGACCCGACCGGGUCAAGUAGGGGACCCGACCGGGUCUAGCAAUUUCCUUGCUUCUUCGGUUGUUAAAUCUUACCCGACCGGGUGGGGAUUUCUACCUGGUCGGGUUUUGCCCUUGGGCAGUCAAAUUUCUUGUUUUAUUCUCUUCAAAGUCCUAUUUUCCAACACCAUAAAUCCUAAAUCUAUUUUACAACUUACAAAUGAAAAUUAAAAUACAAUUACAACUAAAAUCACACAAAUGUUUACAAACUAAAUAAAACGAUAAAUAAUACACACAAAUCAAACAUAAAAACAUACACUUAUGCACUACUAAUUAGUGCAUAUCAACCAUUCAACCGGUGAUCUCAUCUGUUGCCGUAUCUAAUUAGUGCAUAUCAACCAUUCAACCAUUCAACCUAGGAUAAAUAAUCCCUCACGUACGCCAGCUCUUCGCGUGGCCAUAUCAUCUCCUUGAAGACCACCCUCGCCCGCACUACGAAGGGGUCUCAAUCUAUUAUUGCUUACCUUGCCGAAAUGCAAGCAAUAGCCGAUGUUCUCGCCUUGGCUCAAAGCCCCAUUUCAGAGGAAGAACUUGUUAUUAACAUAUUAAAUGGGUUUUCUAAAAAAACAUAUUAAAUGGUCUCAGAUAUGAGUAUGUUGAACUCAUGUCUGUAAUUCGAGUCUGUUAGACAGCGUUGCCACUAGCACAACUUCAACAAAUCUUACUGGAGCGUCUCACCGAAAUAGCUGCAUCAAAUCAGGCCCUUUUCCAAGGUCUUCCUCAUAAUGGGGCUUUGAGCCAAGGCGAGAGCAUCGGCUAUCGCUUGCAUUUAAGCAAGGUAGGCAUUAAUAGAUCGAGACCCCUUUGUAGUGCGGGCGAGGGUGAUCUUCAAGGAGAUAUACGGCCACACGAAGAGCUGGCAUACGUGAGGGAUAAUUUAUCCCAGGCAUGGCGGGCAGUGGCAGCAGAGGAGAUCAUCGGUUGAAUGGUGUCGGAGCAACUUCCAAGGAGCACACUCAAAAUUGUUUUGUCUUGGCUGUACCAAAUUGUAUAGAACGGGUUGACCUGAGUUUUGCCUUCAUCAAGGAACAAAUCAGGAAUGGUGAUACUUUGGGCGGAAUGAACUUGACAUUUCCAGACCGGAGAGUUGGACGUGGUGAGCUUAAUCGGGAAGUGAGAUGUGGCAAUCAAAGAGAUGAUCGACAUGGCAGAGAGGAAUGCGGGAUUCGAAAAAUAGGCUUUUUAAAGAAUGGCUCUUGAUAUCAUAUAGAGAUGAAUAAAACACUUAUAUUGAAU
This is a messenger RNA of Cuscuta epithymum, 1624 nucleotides long. The record is from the annotation of a GenBank genome assembly. Lineage: Eukaryota; Viridiplantae; Streptophyta; Magnoliopsida; Solanales; Convolvulaceae.